Molecule: messenger RNA, 1206 nt
Organism: Pestalotiopsis fici W106-1
Lineage: Eukaryota; Fungi; Ascomycota; Sordariomycetes; Amphisphaeriales; Sporocadaceae
Exons: 2
Coding region: 1-1206 (401 amino acids)
Source: RefSeq, a predicted model, not a curated record
AUGCGAAGAAUUGGUUGGGACCUAUUGCCCAACACAUUCCGGGACGCGAUUGAAGUCACGAGAGAGCUGAAAGUCCAGUUUCUGUGGAUUGAUUCUCUUUGUAUUAUCCAAGAUGACGAAGACGACUGGAAAGAAGAAUCAUCAAAGAUGGCAUCCGUCUACCGGAACUCGUACUUGACAAUCUGUGCAACGGCUGGCGAGAGUGAUGACGCCGGUCUCUGGCACCGCUUACCUACUGGUACUUCGACGAAAGUUAUUAUCCAGCAUACAGCGAAACAGUAUGAAGUUUACUUCAGAAAGGUUGGCGUUACGAGGUUUCUGCAUACAGAUUCGGAAUCUGGAAUUCAUUUAAGAGAAAUUGGGCUGUUUUCCCCGCUCAUCACCCGUGGAUGGACUCUCCAGGAACGACUUUUAUCUCCGCGACUACUACAUUACGGUCAUGGGGACUCUUUAUACAUGGCAGGGACAAAAAGAUUUUCCAAUGUGGUGCGUAAUAUGCAAACCAGUUCGUACCACGAUGAGGUUGAGAAUUGCUGGAGAUUGCUUGUUGAACACUACUCGACGCUGAGACUUACAUUAUCCAAGGACGUGUUGCCAGCUGUAUCGGCCUUGGCCAACAUUUGCUCAGCAGCGCGGCCUGGAGAUCGCUACCUGGUGGGCUUGUGGGAAAGAAGCAUAAUUGAUGACAUGUGCUGGAGAAAGAUUGAUGUCCUGACCAACCGACCAGAUACAUGGCGAGCGCCUUCGUGGUCUUGGGCGUCAAUCACUGGACAAAUCGGCUACUUUUCUGCAUCGAUAGUAAACAAGGCCUACUCGCGGUUGAUACGGGCAUCAACUCAACUCGCGGGCUCUGAUCCCAUGGGUGAAGUUUUGUCCGCCUCCGUGGUUCUCAAGGGGCCGGUCAGAGAAGCAAUAAUCACGGAUGUUUACCCCCGUCAUUUUCAAGUAGUCACUAGAUUGGCCAGUGUUGACUGCUACGCCGACUCAUGGACAGACUUUCGAAAAGGUCUGAUCGAGUUUGGGGCAGCCAUCUUUUGCCUCCGUUUAAGAAGCCAUUUUGCGUCGGACUUGAUCAUGAUUCUGGUGGAAGUCGAUGGUAAGCCCAACGUUUACCAGAGAGUUGGUAUAGUAGGAGUGAAAACCGACGAAGCCGAUCAGUAUUGGUUUGGGGAUGAUAUUCAGGACAGGGAGAUUGAGAUUGUCUAG